AAGGGAGUUUUUCUGUCCAGGAAAAGCAAAGCUGGGAGGAGCAGAAGAGGAGAAAUGAUCGUGAUAUCAGUCUGUCCUGAUAAAAGAAGAAACACAAUCACUCCUGAAUCACAGCAUCUACAGAAAUGGAGAGAAUCACAUGUAUGUCUCUUCUGCUCACAGCUGUGGUCAGUUCUUCUGCACGAGCUCCGCGUCAGUAUCACUUUGUGAAUCAGAUCCUGAGCUGGACUGAAGCUCAGAGUUACUGCAGAGAGAAAUACACAGAUCUGGUCACUAUCAGUGACAUACAAGAACAGAAUGACAUUGAACAGGCCAUAAAGAGAGUGAACAGCAAUGCUGACCGUGUCUGGAUUGGACUGAGGAGCACAGACUCAUGGAUAUGGUCUCUGAGUGACCCUGCCUUCUACAGAGAACAUGAGUCUCAGUACAGGAACUGGGGAAGAGAACAACCAAAUGGAGAUGGAGACUGUAUUUACAUGGAUUGUGUGAAUGAUCAUAAAGGACAGUGGCAUGAUGUAGACUGUAGUAAAGAAAUGUAUUUCAUCUGCUAUAAUGGAUUCAUCUCUGUACAAGAGAAAAAGAACUGGACUGAAGCUCAGAAAUACUGCAGAGAGAGUCACACAGAUCUGGCCAGCGUGAGGAAUCAGAGCGAGAAUGAACAGAUUCAGAACAUGUUAACAGAUAAUCAAGUCUGGAUCGGUCUGCACAGACUCUGGGUUUGGUCAGAUAACAGCAGCUCCACAUUCACACACUGGAAACCUGGCUUUAACAAUAUCAGAAAUAACAGAAACAGCGUCUGCACAUCUGUUGGUAUCAGUGAUGAAGGACGAUGGACAGAUGAGGAGUGUUCAGAAAAGCAUCCCUUUGUGUGUUAUGAUGAUAAUCUGGUUCUGGUCCGAGAGAAUAAGACGUGGACUGAAGCUCUGAGACGCUGCAGAAGCAGAUACAUGGACCUGGUGUCGGUGGAUUCGGAGCAGAUGCAGCAGCGGGUGAAGAUCUUGUUGAUGAAAGCAAGUGCCUCCUCCGCUCACGUGUGGCUGGGUCUGCGUCACUCCUGCACAAUGGGGAUCUGGUACUGGAUCAACGGUCAGACCGUGUGCUACGAUCAGUGGGCUUCUGAUUAUGACAUCGGACUGGACGAAUGUGAUCAGACGGUGAGAUCCGGAGCCAUUCGGACCCGUGAUAAUCACUGGAUCAGCCUUCCUGAAACUGAAGAAAUCAACUUCAUCUGCAUCAAGUACAUGUGAUCCAGAUUACACAAUCAGAUUACUAAUAUUCAUACAUAUAAAAUACGGUAUACAUAUGAAAUGCCAAUAAUACAAUUACUGGUUACUUUUAAUUGAUGACAAAUUAACAAAAUGAAACUAAAUUGUUCAAGUAAUCAGAAAGUACUCAGAAUACAUUACUUAAAAUUUGUAUUUGUAUCUAGUUUUCGUAAUGCAAUUUGUAACCAGUAACAAAUAUAAUAUAAUAUAAUAUAAUAUAAUAUAAUAUAAUAUAAUAUAAUAUAACAUAAUAUAAUAUACCCUCUGUGUGUCAGUCAAAUAACAGAUUAUGAAGAUUCAUUCAAGCCAUUUGGACUCAAUUCAAGUAAAAUCAAUUCAAUUCCAGUUAAUCUGUAAAGCCGUUUUUCAUUAUAUCUGUUACUUCAAAGCAGCUUCACAGAAAAUGUACAUUUCAUUGUUAGAUUUGGGAAGUGUUCUGUUCUCAGACCCAAAUGAUCUCCAUUUAAAGUCUUUUCAUGUCUAUUUGAACUUCUCUCAUGUUUAAAUUUGUUUAAGGUCAGUUACUGAAUAUGAUUCAGUUUCAUGACUCAUGAGGAGAUGGGGACAAACAUUUAUGUGGGUUUCGUUUUUUCAGUUUGCUUUAUUAUUGUGUUUUAUUGCGUAAUAUUUAGUACUAAGCACUUACAUUUACUUUUCUGGAACUGAUAUGUUCCGCAAACUCCAUCUAAAAGAAAUAUUUUCUGUAUUUUAUCCUCUGUUUUAGCUAGUUUCCUAAAUGGACAAUAUAUGGAAGAUGCUUUUAUGUAUUUGUCAUGUUUAUUUUUGUUUUCAUGGACUUUUAGUUUGCAUCUCAUUGUUUCCUUGGUUGUCAUGGUUUCUAAGUAUGUGCUCAUUUGUAACCAUAGUUACUGAUUAUGUUGCUCACCUGUGUCUUAUUUCUUUCUUUCAUGAUGUGUAUUUAUACUCCUCACACUCUGCAUUAUUGACUGUUAACAUUGUUGGCUCAAUAACAAAUUGUGUGUGAUGUUGUUUUGUGUAAAAUUAUCUACAAUGAAUAUAUGUAAGAAUAAACAUAUAAACGUAAUUAUAUUA
Messenger RNA from Carassius auratus (goldfish), 2318 nucleotides. Its product is annotated as secretory phospholipase A2 receptor-like. NCBI's taxonomy places the organism in Eukaryota, Metazoa, Chordata, Actinopteri, Cypriniformes, Cyprinidae. Bases 126 to 1247 code for a protein of 373 amino acids. The transcript is spliced from 5 exons. The record is from RefSeq and is a predicted model, not a curated record.